CUGUUGUUUCCGGAUAAUGUUGAUAUCUUAUAAGUACUAUUGAGUACAUGUACCUGACAGUAUAAUAUAAAAUGUAAAUAAGGAUAAAUUAUUUUAAUCAUAACUGCGAAUAGUAAAAAAAAAACCUAGAAUCUUACAAAAAGUUAAAUACGAUGGAUACAAUAUUAUGUACGCUUGUCCUGGUAACUUUGUUUGCUGUUUAUUCUGCCACAGCAGAUGUGCCACAGAUUGAGUGCAAUGCAACCGUUGAUGAAACAACGGAAGCUUCGCUACCUUCUGUAAAACUAAAUAUCGAACAUCUCUAUAGCAGUGUAACAAAUGGCGUUCCAUACAGUAAAGCUCCCAGCAUGGUACCAGGGGUUACAUUUGGAGAAAAUAUUUCAUCAUAUGUGGUCAGUGUUAGUGUAUCUCGUUCAAAUACACAAAAAAUUACAUUUGCAUACAAUGGAUCUCAUAUUUGUGCCUCUGCGCAACUUCGUCUAGAAACUGACACCUGCUGGAGUGGUUCCUCAACCGGAUGUAACAAUAAAACAACAACAUGUGAUUCUACUUGUUUUCUGUCAAACGAGUUCUAUGAACGGCAUACCUUGAAACUUUUUGACAGUCUUACGUCAAGUUAUAGUAUUGGGACUUGGACAAUGUCAGACUGGCUAUCAGUGUAUACGACAUCAAAUAAACAACUAGAAUGUUUCCAUAGAAACGAGGGCUUCUACAGAUUCGAAAAUAGUGAGUACAUUAAAGAACCGAACUUAACUCGGGUUACAUGUCCAAUAGGGCAACGUUGUCGAAUCUCAAUAGGAAAAGUGUUACCUUCGUCUAUUCCAAAAGCAUAUGUGGGAUGUGAAAGAGAUAGCGGACACUAUGAUGGCUGUGAAAAGGGAUGCAGCACUUGGCAGAGAUCACCAACAACCGGAUAUAGAGAAAGAUGGGGUGCUAUGUGUAGAUACUGUUGUAAUGAGAAUUUGUGUAACAACCCCGUUAAAUGCAGUAAUUUAAAUUGCGAUUUAACUUCCACAUUAACAGGAAAUGAUAUGUCGAAUUUGAGUCAUAGGAAUAUUGGAAAUCAUGUGUAUUUUGUCUUGGUUUUAUACUUAAUUCAUUCACUGAUUUGAAGAAUGAAAAUGAACAAAGCGUCUGUCUAUGGCCCCUUUAAAAUUGUUAAAACUUGUCAAUGUUGACUAUGAAUACCAUGUGUUAGAAAGAAAAUUCGUACACUGAAGAACUUGAAAUCUAUCAUCAAAGCUGUAACAUUGAUCAUUGUUGAAGUAAUAGUCUGCUUUAAUUUACAAUAUAUAUAAUGUUAUGAAGAUUAUUUUCACAAAUAAGUCUAGGCUACUGCCACAUGUCAAAUUCUAUCACUCGACACUUUUCAUAAACCCAACCAACACAUUGUGUAUCCUGUUGAACCGCAUUUCAUAAUUAAACGUAAAAGUGAAUUAAACUGUAGUUGAAUUAC
This is a messenger RNA of Mytilus trossulus (common blue mussel), 1456 nucleotides long. RefSeq lists its product as uncharacterized. The transcript is spliced from 2 exons. Bases 153 to 1112 code for a protein of 319 amino acids. The record is from RefSeq and is a predicted model, not a curated record. NCBI's taxonomy places the organism in Eukaryota, Metazoa, Mollusca, Bivalvia, Mytilida, Mytilidae.